CACCAGAAGGCCAUAAGUGAACACAACGAACUACAACAUCGCCAAUUAAUUCUCAACAUGGGCGGAAAAAGAAAGCGCGGUGCUAAAGCCAACAUUAGCGGUAAUCAGCCGUCGCGCAAGAAAGCUAAGAAUGGCGACGUUGUGGCUGUUGUUGCACCUCAAGACCUAGAACUCGACAAGUCAGCUUUUCCCGAGAAGCUGGAUGUUGAGAACCGCAAGCGGGAGGCCAGAAUUUACGACCUUCUCGGAAGUUUCGAUAGCACGGAACAUAUUGCGGCCGCUGACGCAGCCAUUACCGGCCUACUAAGCAGCGAAGAGCCCGCUUUGAAAAGGCAUCUGGAAUAUCGUCUCUUUCGUGGGCUUGCCAGUUCCCGAAACGCCGCCAGGAUUGGCUAUAGUCUCGUCCUGACUGAAAUCCUCGGCCAGCUCUUCGGCAAAGAGAAGCUUGCUGAAUCCAAGUAUCCCGGUUUAACAUUCGACAACGUCUUGAGCAUUUUGCUGGAGAAAACCCAACCAAGUGGUGGUAUUUCAGGUCCAGAGGAGCGCGAUCACUAUUUUGGGCAGCUCUUCGGACUCAAGUCUUUUGUUGAGGCGAAAAUCCUCUUUGGCGAAGACAACUCGAGAUGGCAAACUGUCCUAGAUCUGCUACUGAAACUAGCUGACAAGAAGGUGUGGAUGAAAUCACACACCGCGUGGGUGAUUGUCCAAGCUUUGCCGCAAAUGGGCCAGGAAAGGGCUGGAGAACUGCUAAAGAAGUUGGCCGACGCUGGAUGGGGCAAAACAGCGGAAGGUGUGGGUAUUUGGAUUCAGGUUGCACGAAUUUAUCCGAAGCUUAAGGUGCCUAGCAAGCCCUGGGCCGAUCCAUUGGCGACAAAGAGUAUACCUGAAUUGGCCAAUGUCCUGAAGGAAAACGUGAAGCAGGACACCGGCGACAAAGACGUCCCGAAGUCAAAGGUUGCAACAAGUAGCUGGAAUUCGCAGCUUCACUUCGUCUGGGAUAUUAUUUUGGCAUAUUUCACCGCACAAACCGAGACGGCUAAAGGAAUUGAUUCUGAGCGAUUCACACUUUUCUGGAAUACCGUUGUUGAUGAUGGGCUAUUCUCGAAGAAUGCUUCAGAACAACAGAAGUAUCGUGGCUUCAUGAUAUUUCAGAAGUUCCUAGGAGGUCUUGCGGCAAUCAAGAACGCAACACUGGUCAAAGAGCUGUUCUCAAGAAAUCUGAUGAAGUGCUUGAUCAACCAGGCAGCGAAAGAGGAUCGUUAUCUCCACCUAGCUGCGAACAAGUCGCUCAAGACCAUAGAGGAUGUCGUGGAGGUAGAACCCACUUUCCUCCUGCCUGUUCUAGCUCAACUUCUCGGCAAGAACGGGGCAUAUGAUUUUGAUCAAAGGACGAAGUCAAAAACAAUCGAGAAGCUUCUUCAAACGCCAUUCGUUGAGGAUGCUGAUGCUAUCUUUGCUCUUCUUCGGAACCCAGUUAAAGCGCUCAAUGACGAUGAUGCGCCAGAGGCUGAGAGGCUGAGACGCGCAUACGCCGAUUACUUGGUCAAGAUCUGCACAUCAGACAAGCCUCUUGCUGGCGGCGACUCCAGAGAGGCAAAAUCAAGGGGUAAGAUCCUUGAGACUGCAAUCAACCAAAUGACCAGUUGUGCCUAUUCCAAGAAGGAUGAUUCGUUCAGUCCGGAAUUAUCGACGAAGACAAGAGACUAUUUCCGCAACCGUCUCGAGUCGGCAUUUGCCAAACUCACUAAACGACAAGAAGACUACGAAUAUUUGUGCAAUGCCGUGUUAGCCAUCGAUGCGACAGCUGUGCAAAUGAGUGCAGAGAUCGAGGCGGAGCGAAAAGCAGCGACGAAAACACUGAAAAAGCUGAUCAAAUCCUCUAAGUCUACCAAGAGCUCAAGCUCUUCCCUUGGCUUUGCGCUUCUCUAUGCUAUCACCAUCUUGCAGCUAUACAACGGAGACUCGGAUGCACUCAACACAUUGGCAGAUCUAAAACAAUGCUCAGAGAAGCUCAAUGAGGCAGACAGUGAUGCAUCUGCGCUUCUCGUCGAAAUUUUGUUGUCUCUUGUAUCACGCCCAUCUCCGAUGAUGCGGCAAGUUACUCAAGAAGUAUUUGGUUCUUUCACGUCUCAAAUGACAGCUGAUGCGCUGGAACGUCUUACCGAUCCCUUGACAGCUGAAGAGAACCUGAAGGGUCAGCAGGCGCUCUUCGACGCCGAGGAUGAAGAAAUGCUUGAUGUCGCGGAAGGGUCAGAUGCCAGUGAAGGUAACGAGGAAGAUGAGGAUGAGGAGGAUGAGGAGGAUGAGGAUGAAGUUUCAGAGAUUGGCUCUGAUGUCGAAUUCGUCACACUUAACGGUGCUGCUCCCGACUCAGAGGGAGAGAGCGAUGAUGAAAACGAGGAAGAAGAGGAUGGUGAUACUCAGGCAUAUGCUGAUCUUGACGCGAAGCUUGAGGAAAUUCUUGGUAGUCAUCGUCUGGACAAGGACAAGGAUGCUGACUCGUCGGAUGAUUCCGAUCUAUCGGAUUCUGAUAUGAUGGAGUUCGACCAGAAACUGGCGGAAGUCUUCAAGCAAAGGGCACAGAAACCCAACAAGAAGAAGAAGAACCAGGAUGCCAAGGAAACUAUGAUCAUUUUCAAACAUCGGAUUCUGGACUUCUUGGACUCGUAUGUCAAAAAAGAAGCUCAAAACCCACUCGCAUUCGAGCUACUUCUGCCGUUGUUGCAGACAAUUCGGACAACAUCGACAAAGGAAAUCGGCAACAAAGCGAUCAAAGUCAUUGGUGAUUUUUCGGAUGCUGUCAAGAAGCAGAAGACCAAGAGCGGUGGCACCCUGGAGUUACUGCAGCAAGUCUUACAAGAAGCACCAAAGGAUCAGUCACAUGCAUUCGCCCGUGCCGUCUCUUCGAGUGGUUUGCUAAUAGCAAGUUCGAUUAACGAUGUGGAAAAGGUGAUGGAUGUGUACUACUCGAGUCUUAAGGAUUGGGCACUACGCGGCGCUGCGGUGCAGACAAGCAUCUUCUCAGAGUGGUUGAACUGGCUACAGGCUCAUCGCAAGUCGCAAUAAAGCGAUUUGUUGUAUACUUUGGCAUAAUUCAGUCACCGAGUCAGGUCGAUAGCUGUUAGUAGUACAUCACGAAUGUUUAAGGGCAAUGAGUUCAGAAUUUAAAUUUGAUUUCGUCCCUGUUGUAUUGUCUAUCAUAGUAAGAACAU
This is a messenger RNA of Truncatella angustata, 3212 nucleotides long. Its product is annotated as DNA polymerase phi-domain-containing protein. The record is from RefSeq and is a predicted model, not a curated record. Gene Ontology annotation, molecular function: rDNA binding; transcription factor binding. The transcript has 2 exons. NCBI's taxonomy places the organism in Eukaryota, Fungi, Ascomycota, Sordariomycetes, Amphisphaeriales, Sporocadaceae. Bases 58 to 3066 code for a protein of 1002 amino acids. Gene Ontology annotation, biological process: regulation of DNA-templated transcription. Gene Ontology annotation, cellular component: nucleolus.